This is a messenger RNA of Amphibalanus amphitrite, 3129 nucleotides long. Its product is annotated as alpha/beta hydrolase domain-containing protein 17B-like. The record is from RefSeq and is a predicted model, not a curated record. NCBI's taxonomy places the organism in Eukaryota, Metazoa, Arthropoda, Thecostraca, Balanomorpha, Balanidae. The transcript is spliced from 5 exons. Gene Ontology annotation, biological process: protein depalmitoylation. Gene Ontology annotation, molecular function: palmitoyl-(protein) hydrolase activity. Gene Ontology annotation, cellular component: endosome membrane; plasma membrane. The coding region runs from base 395 to 1255 and encodes 286 amino acids.
AGUUUCUGCGGUGAAUGUUUAAAAAUCGAAGGAAGCGUAUACAAAAUUCAGCCAAUUGAAUCUCAAGAUUGACAUGACGUCAUAAGAAUGACUGCAGUUACAGCAAGCAAUCAUUUCCUCGGAAGUUGAAGGGCCUGUAAAAAUUAUUCGCGUUUGUGUGAGGGGUUCUUGUUGGCGAUUUUUGUUGAGUUUUGGGUAUAAUACCCGGUCAAAAUGCUUGUGGAUACUCUUUAUUAAAGUGAUUAAGUCCCAUACUUCAGUUUUAUCAUUGAAUUCGAGAGUUGAACUGUAGUUUUCACACUUUGCUUGUGGGUGUUAUAUUUUGUCAUUAGUGUAUUAAAUUCAUCUGCUCGGUAAGCCAGCUCGGCCCCGUCCGGCCGGCCCCGCCCCAGCCAUGAACGGUCUCAGUCUGACCGAGCUGUGCUGCCUGUUCUGCUGUCCACCGUGCCCGUCACGGAUCGCCGGAAAGCUGGCGUUCCUGCCGCCCGAGGCCACCUACAGUCUGAUGGCCGACGAGACGGGCGACAAGCACAACAUCAUCCUCACAGAGCGAGCCGACUGGCUCUACACAGACAAGGAGAAGGAGGCCAUGGAGGCGUUCUACACGCGCACCAGCAAGGGCAACCGCAUCGCCUGCAUGUACAUUAAGUGCUGCCCCAACGCCAAGUACACAGUGCUGUUCUCACACGGGAACGCCGUGGACCUGGGUCAGAUGAGCAGUUUCUACCUGGGGCUGGGCUCGCGCAUCAACUGCAACGUGUUCAGCUACGACUACUCGGGAUACGGUGACGGCACCGGCCGGCCGUCCGAGAAGAACCUGUACGCCGACAUCGAGGCGGCGUGGCUGGCGCUGCACAGUCGGUACGGCGUGCCGCCCGAGUCUGUGAUCCUCUACGGUCAGAGCAUCGGUACGGUGCCCACCGUCGACCUGGCGUCGCGACACGAGUUCGGCGGCGUGGUGCUCCACUCGCCGCUCAUGUCCGGCAUGCGCGUGGCGUUCAAGACGCAGCGCACCUGGUUCUUCGACGCCUUCCCCAAUAUCGACAAGGCGCCGAAGAUCAAGUCUCCGGUGCUGGUGAUUCACGGCACGGAGGAUGAGGUGAUCGACUUUUCACACGGCCUGGCCAUCCACGCCAAGUGUCCGCGCGCCGUCGAGCCGCUCUGGGUCGAGGGGGCCGGCCACAAUGAUAUCGAGGUACACGGCCAGUACCUGGAGCGGCUGAAGAAGUUUGUGUCCGACGACCUGCCCAACUGACGCUCAGUGCCGGCGCACGUCGGCCGGCAACCAGUGCCGCCCGGUGCGCCGGAACAGCCGCCGACAGAGCUCUCGGCCGUAAGGGAGCAGCCGCAGGGUGUAGCACGUGUGUACGGCGCCUGCUGAGUGUGCCCGAGACCCUGCUUGCGCGCGCGCCGCGCGGCGGCCGACCGACCAAGCCGGACUGGGUCCGGCGCUGCCGCUAGCGGGCGUAGUGGCAGUCUUUCUAUGUCCGGGGUGCUUGUUCGGCCCGUGGGAAAAGACACCGAGGGAUGUCGACCAGCCCUUGGGAGAUGCGUAGAUUGCUCUGAAUGGGAGUCUCUUCGGGAUCAGCUGUUGGUGGGAAAGCAGACUUGAGAAAUUGUUAUUCUCUUCUGUAAUGUAUCUUUCUUUUUCGUAGAUUAUUUCAUGUUUGCAUGACUGAAUUGGGUCUGCUUCCUCUAGCACUUAUUUAUUGGAGAUCGCGACUGCAUGAGAUACUUUGCUGAACUGUCUCCAUAUUUGCUGUAUCCACAGCGUAGACGAAUGCUUAGUUUUAUGUCAACUUGAUCUACAGAAUAUCUGCAAUCUAUCUACCAUAGGUUGCGUUGUUGACUCCCUUCGAUCUUUUGUCACGUGCCUAGCAGCCACCCCUUCGUAAUUCCUCGUUGUACUGGCUGGGGUGUGCCUGAUGUAGCCUAUUUACUGUCCUGGUGCGUCGGACCAUUCUCCCUUUCGGUGUGGUCGUUGCAUGCGGCACGUGCCUGGUUGGGUCAUGAUUCCGUCCCGCGAGCGGGGACCGCUGUGGGGAGUCGGUGUGCUCGGGGCCGCCGGGACGGCCACUGUUCCGGAGCCGGGCUGGGUGCUGCAGAGCCGCAGGGGCGCAGCCGCCGCUGUGUGUACAUACGAUGCCGAGCUGUGUGUGAGAGGGAGCGGCGCCGCGAGUGUGGGUCCGACUGCGUGUCUCGGUGCCUUUGGCGGCCGGCGGGCGCGCGCGCUGACCCGGCUGCCGCCUGUUGCAGGCCGAGCGGCCGGCAGCGCUGGCCGCCACCGCCGCCGCCUCACUCUGUGACCUCCGCCUGGGCAGUCCCAGCGACGGCGGCUGGAUGGGCGAGAAGCUGCUCUGAGCGGCCGGCCGGCCUCAAGACUUGCACCAGUACAAUCGCGCGCCGAGCGAGCCGGACGUCCGACACGGCCGACCGGCCUCGGCUCCUCUGCACACGCGUGUUAUCACUUUCCAUUGGCUGUAUACGGGGUGCCAGGGCGACCCGGGACGCCGCCGGCCGGGACACAGCUGAUCUCAGCCGAGGGCCCGCCGCCGCGGCCGGCCGCCGGGCCGCGCUGGUGGCGGGCCGGCCGGACGCCGUGUGACUGUGUGCCGAGCAGCGCGAGUGUGUCUGAGAGAGAGAGAAAGAUCAGUGAGAUAGCCCUAUCGAAUCUGGUCACCGAUCAUCGUAUUUUGAAACUGUGUCUUUAUACCUCGUAGAACCAGUCUGUUGUGUACUCUAAGUUAGCGCGGUGCGUCGUUUGGACCUUGUUUUGCCUUGGCCCCCGGUGGGCGGUCACGCCGGGUGCCCGCCGGUCCCGGGCGCUCUCCUAAUUGCCUUGAGGUCUGUGUAAGUAUACGCGGCGUGCUUCUUGUUCGAGCCGGGACCCGGGGCUGGUCUGUACAAUGUUCAGUGCAGGCAACGGGCCGGCGCACCCAAGUGUUCCGGCGCUGAUCCUGAAUCGUUGUGACUUUUUCAUUGGCCAAGAAUUCCGAAAUUGCCGGCCAACUUUUCUUUUCUCAUCCCACUUUGAUUGCAUGGUUUGCCGCCCACCUGCUCGUCAAAGCCCGAAUAUCCACUGACCGAUUUGCCUGAAUGCAUACAAUACAAUCGUAACUGUCUGGUUUC